UCCACACGCAUACUGUUUAUUAGAAAAGAAAUUUUCCUUCUUGAGAAUCGUUAAUCACUGCUUAAACGCCGAACUUUUUUCUUCGAUACUUGGAUCGUGUACAUGUCUCUAUGGAGCAAUUAAUUCUAUGUUUUGUCUUUCUUGCAACUCAUUUGGUCUUCUGUGAAGACGACUGCCGAAUGCUUCGAUUUUCAAGCCCAGUGGAAGGUGCAGCUCUGCAAAAGCACGUCAUUAAAAGGAUAGCGCUAGAUUCGGAGCAUUCUUGUCGAGUUCAUUGUUAUUUAGAGAACACAUGCGUCUCAUACAACUUUGGAAAACGUGCUUCGGGUGAAGACGUCUGUGAAUUAAAUAACGCUACACAUACUGAACACCCUUCUGACCUUAAAACGACAUCGAAUUUCAUCUACCGUGGAUCUGAGAACUUCUGCAGUUCCAUGCCCUGUAGGAAUCGUGGUACAUGUCUGUCAGGAUUUUCACCCCACGGUUACCGCUGCCUUUGCAACGAUGGAUUCACUGGGCUAUGGUGUGAGAUAGAUAUAAACGAGUGUGCGAGUAACCCUUGUCGCAAUGGAGGAAAGUGCAGUGACCUCGCCAACGGAUUCAAGUGUGAUUGUCCAACUGGAUUUGGUGGGUUUCAAUGUGAAACAGUUAUACCCGAAUGUUCUCAGUACAAGUUUCUCAGCGAUUACGAUCGACACCGGAAUUAUUACAACAUCUAUGGCAGGAAAUGUGACAACGAUCUAACAGAAGACUGGUACCGUUUCUAUGGCCAGGCUGGAACUGUGAUGGCUUCCAGCUGUGUCCCCACUCACAAAUGCCAUACAGACUUAACGGGAUGGAUGAAAGGAAGUCUUCCGACAGUUGACGAGGGCGUCGUUUUGAGAAAAGUUUGUUUUCAUGGAUUUGGCAUUUGCUGUCAUAGAGACGUUGAGAUAAAUGUAAGAAAUUGUGGGCCCUUUUACGUAUACAGGCUGAAGAAGCUAACUUUUUGUAACUCACGAUACUGUGGAAGUAAUUAGAUUUCUUGGAGCUGAGGAUCAAUCACGGUUCAGCUUCGAAGUCUAAACUUGAUAACUGAUACGAUUUUCCUCUAACGCGUACAUUGUUAGAGAGACUCGGGAGGCCAUUGUUGUUACUAGCCAACUUUGUAUAGGAUUGACGGUAAAACAUUCCAUAAACGUAAGCCAAAAAACUGACUAAAUAACGUUAUUCAAGAUGCAGUUUUAAUCUCGGAUGCAAUGAAGACUUGCAUUUUGUGAAAACGGGCUUAACAUGCUAUUCCUAAGACUGUAUCGGCAUCUAUUUCAAGCAAGACAGGCUGAAGGUUAAAAGCUAAUCCCUCUUUAAGGAAUUUCGCCAAUUAAUGUGAACCCUCUGGAGGUAUUUUUAAACAGGGUACCCAGUUCUUAAGUGGAUAAUGUUGCCACGCUGUGUGAAAUACGUGAAAAUCCGUUUUUGUUGUCUACAUAAGCAAAAUGCGCGUAACACAUAUGGCUAUGUUUAAGUCCUGCUGGGAUUUGUUAAACUGGGCUUGAUCUAAAAAUAGCUUGAUGGGAACUAAGUCCUAUACGAGGGAAUAACUCUCUUAGCCUUUAUUGUCUCUUGAUUUGAACCCAUUGUUAAAAUAAGUUAAUUAAGUUUGUAGAUGCUUUAAUCGAACUGAAAUGCAAGCAGUAAUUCAAGCAGUAAUUCCAGCAUUACAUACCUUCUGGAAGAAUAAUCAAAGUCAAAUUAGUGAAAAUAUCAAUUCUUCUUAAAAAUAGCCAAUCACAUCAUGUUCUCUCCAAGGCCGUGUCGGCUGAGAGUAACAGGAGACUCCAGGGGACAAGAUUGGAUUCAUGAAAAAAAGAACUCAACAUCCUUAAUGUCCCGUCCACACUACGAGCGAAAAAUUUUGAAACG
Orbicella faveolata is the source of this 1902-nucleotide messenger RNA. RefSeq lists its product as uncharacterized. Lineage: Eukaryota; Metazoa; Cnidaria; Anthozoa; Scleractinia; Merulinidae. The record is from RefSeq and is a predicted model, not a curated record. Gene Ontology annotation, molecular function: calcium ion binding.